CUUGAAUUUUUCAGAAGAGAAAAAAACACAAAAAUCGUAAUCUAAUCUAAUCGUACUCGAGUUAUUUCUCAUCAAGAAGUACUUGGAAAUACAAAAGUUAUCUGGCUGUUCAAUUGGACCAUGAAACAAUUGUUGGGCAUUGAUAAAUUGUGAAGCAGAGCAAAAACAAUGAAAAAAUUUGGAUGAUCUCAUACAUUACAAUACACAGACGCAAACAAGGGGUGGUUUUGCAAUUUAUCACAGCAAUUAUUAUUCACAACUAAAGUUAUCAAUUACACGGGAAAGACUUUGAUUUGCACGACACUGCAAUUCAAGUAUGUCGAGUCGCUGAAGUUGCAAAGUGUGAAGUGUAGAGAAUCGCAAAAGGUCGUGAAAAAAAUUAAAUUCCUGUACAGCAGUGUAUAUUUACGCGUAUAUUACGUCGGAGAGGAAGGUCGAUGAAUUUAUUUUUGUAGAGGAAUUCGGAGGUAUUUGUGCUUGAAAAGUACAUACGACGUCGUCGGCUCGCAGCAUCGAGCAUCAUGAGGAAGCAGUUUCAGAAAUUCAAAGAAAAAGCGGACAAUCUCGUGCGACCCCGUGGCACGGAUCGCGAUACCGAAUUACGAGAUGUCGAAGCACGCGUCGAUCGUUUCAAGAAAGUUUUGCGAACGCUCGAGAAGAAAAUUUUGCCGCCAUACUCGAUGGGACUUUCGGGCGAUUCAAAUGCACGCAAAACUCGAUGUGCAAAGCUCCAAGAGUACAAUUUGGGCGUCACAAUGGAAGAAUUAGUCAAAGAAUUGCCUGAAACGUGCUCGUUGCGAAACAGUUUGGAUUUGUGUGGAAAAGCCCAAAAAAUCUUGGCUGAAACCAAAGUCAAUAACGACGUUGAUAUCGAAGAAGCCGUUUAUAAAGAACUUGCCCGCAUUUCGGAACAUAUCGCGACGAUACAGAAGCAAAAGUCUGUAGAAAACAAGUGCGCCAGUGAUUUCGAACAAGCCAAAAAUAAAUACAGCAAUGCCAAAAAAGCUCAAGAGAGCAGUAGCAAAGACAAAAAUGCCGAACAAGCGGCGAAAAUCGAUUCGUACAAGGAUGAAAUGGAUGAAUGCGAAACGCGUCUCGACAAGGAACGGGAUAUUUAUGCGUGUUGCAUGUACGAUUUGCUCGCUGAAGAGGAGGCUAUUAUCAAAUCCCUCAUAAAUUUCGUGCAUUUACAAGAAAUUUAUUAUGCUAAAUCUCUGCAACAUGCGACUCAUGUUUUGGGCGAGAUGAAGCAUGUUAAAGUUCAUAAAAAGGUAUUCGGUGUGAAUUUACAAGAACAUCUCAACGCUCUCAUCUCCAUGAUGGAUGAUAACGAGCCCGGAAGCGAUAUUGCCUUCGUAAUCGAGUAUUGCGUGUGUUUCCUGUUGGAAAAGGGAUUCCAAGAAGAAGGAUUAUUCCGUGUCGGGCAUACAGCGCACAAGUUAUCUCGUCUAAAAAGUGCCAUCGAUGCAGGAAUCGUAAAUGCGAAAAAUCUGCCAGAUAUCCAAGAUCCGCAUGUAAUUGCGGCUCUCUUGAAAAACUAUCUGCGAAGUCUUCCGGAGCCUCUGUUAACGUAUGACCUGUAUAAGGACUUUAUUGCUGUUGCGAAUUUGAUGCCCGAACAAGGUUUGAAACAGGAAAUUUUACGUGUUUUGAAGAAGUUACCAAAAGCAAACUAUGACAACCUUCGAUACCUCAUGGCAUUCUUCUCGGAUUUGAAAGAGCAAAUCAGCAAGACACGAAUGACAACGCAAAAUAUCGCCAUUGUGAUUUCGCCGAAUCUGUUAUGGUCGCAAAACGAAAAGGAUCAAAGUUAUUCGGAGCAAGUUAGUUCCACAGCGGCUGUUAAUACGAUUGUCGAGCAAUUGGUGAGCGAUUAUUCGUACUUUUUCGGAACAGAACCCGUUUGUUUUUACAAAAGUUUGAAGAAACCCGUUUGUAAGGCGACAAAUCGUCAAUUGUCGGAUAGCACGACGACAGAUGACAACGGAGGGUUUAUUAGCGAUGGAGAUCGUGAUAAUCCUUUGACAGCUGCUGUUAUGUCACAAAGUAUGGGACCUACAACGGGAUUUGCGAAAACUCAUACGCCCCGAAGCAGCGAUGGGACAAACCAAAUUCAGAUUCAAAACGCCAUGCCACGUACGGGAUCGAAUAAUUCAAUGUCUGAUAGUUCAAGCCCGCCGCAAAGAAGUCCUCGACCCUUGCGACGAAACAAAAAUAAAGCUCCUGCGCCAACGCCAACGCAUGAUAAUCGACACGAGGCGGAAACUCAAACAAAAACUGUGUUUCGUACCUCGAGUGAUGCCACGCCAAUAGAAAAACACAAAAUCAAACGUACAACAAGCAUCGAGGAUAUGCGAAGAAAUGACGAGAACAACGUCGCCAACAAUCCGCUGUACGGAUAUCACACAAUAAGUCGUUCUUCGGUGCGUGAAAAGCCUUCUCGACCUUCGCCUGCGCCGCGAAACAGCAUGAGAUUCGACGAUGCAAAAAUUUAUGCGAAUUUCGAUCCUCAAGUAACGAUUCGGGAGAAACCUGCAAUCCCUGAACGUCCCGCAAAUCUACCUGUACGCCCAUCAAGCAUUUCACGAUCGCUCGUUGAUCAUUUCAAGGCAGAAUCUUCGCCGCCUGCCGAGUCAAAACGUUCACAUUCGGAUAACGAUUAUCCCCCGACGACAUCCGCAUCACACGAAACCCAACUCGAGCGAAUCCAAUCUUUCAGUAUUGACAAGCAACAAGUUGCCAUAAUCGAUAUCGGAGGCAGUAACGGCGAGAAACAACAACAACGCAGAACACGCAAGUCAAGUAGUCAAGAACGCAGUUUAGAAUUGCCCGAAAAUGCUGGCAUGACGGAAAGCAAUAACAAUUCGAACAACUUUGAUCAUGCUACGUUGCAACAAGUUCCUCCGUCGCCGCGCGAAGGCAAAAAUGUUAAACGACCUCAAGUUCCUGCGCCUCCGCCGCCUACAAUCAUCAAUCCAGCCAAGCAAGAAUGUGCACAGAACAUUACCUCAGACUCGACCAACUUAUAACAGAAAGAGGAAAUGCUAAUAUAAUACAAAUAAAAAUUAUCGCAUUUUAGUUGUUAUUCAAAGAAAAAAAUAUGAGUGCUAUGAGCUCACUUAAAUGCUCUCGUGAUUUUGUUGCGUUGUGUUAAAAUAGUAAUUCAACAUAUAUUUAGAAUUAUUUUUAAGAUUUGUCAUUUUUUUUUUGCAUUUUGGAGAUUUAUACGUACAAGAAAUAUUUUUUCAUUAAAAAUUUUCAAUAGUCAUUUAUAUUUUUUUAAAAAAUUAUUACAGGAAAAUAUUUUUAUAAAUUUUUUUUUUUGUUAUUUUACGUACUAAAGCAUUCACGUGAGAGUCGACUCUCAUAUCAACAAAAAUAUAUAUCACACAUAAACACGUUGCAUUAUUAAUUAAUUAUUAUUAAUAAAAAAAAUAUUAUUAAAAAAAUUGAGUCAUUAAACAUAAAAAAAAAUAUUUGUUAGUAAAAAAUAGUAUAAAUUGUAUUAAUUUUGUGCUCAAUGUGCUUUAUAAGACCAGCUUAUAUACAAAAAAAAAAAACAAACAAAUAAUAAUUAAUUAAUUAAUUAAUUAAUAACAUAUUAAUAUUAAACGAAUUUUGAUAUUCCAAGACCCCAUUACAUUAUAAAUUUGAUGAAAAGCAUAUCUUAACUAUUAAUUAUCUCUUUCUUAUAUCAUUAUGAGAUAUUAACUUUAUAUAUGAAGAAAAAAACCCUUUUUAUGAUG
Culicoides brevitarsis is the source of this 3746-nucleotide messenger RNA. RefSeq names its product rho GTPase-activating protein 92B-like. The transcript has 6 exons. The record is from RefSeq and is a predicted model, not a curated record. Gene Ontology annotation, biological process: positive regulation of GTPase activity; regulation of actin cytoskeleton organization; regulation of Rac protein signal transduction. Bases 522 to 3029 code for a protein of 835 amino acids. Lineage: Eukaryota; Metazoa; Arthropoda; Insecta; Diptera; Ceratopogonidae. Gene Ontology annotation, cellular component: cytoplasm; intracellular anatomical structure. Gene Ontology annotation, molecular function: GTPase activator activity; protein binding.